This is a messenger RNA of Diplodia corticola, 912 nucleotides long. RefSeq lists its product as uncharacterized. The transcript has 2 exons. Lineage: Eukaryota; Fungi; Ascomycota; Dothideomycetes; Botryosphaeriales; Botryosphaeriaceae. The coding region runs from base 1 to 912 and encodes 303 amino acids. The record is from RefSeq and is a predicted model, not a curated record.
AUGCCCUCGCCACAGCCGUCUCCGUCGAGGAAGGCGCGUGUCUCGGACGAGUCGGAGGAGUCGACUCCUCUACUCGGCUCUCCUCUACCACCGCCAGCCUACCCGAGCAUAGUGCCUCGUGACACGGCUGCUGCUGGUCCGUCCCGGAACCAGGCCGAGUAUGACACGGGACCGUCAAAGGACCUCGAGAAUGCCGGCGUGCACCCUGCCGCCGUGCAUCUUCACCACAGGCCACGAAGGCCCUGGUCCCGCGGGAAGAUCCUCAGACUGCUCUUCAUUGCGGCCGCCCAUGCAAUCCUCAUCUGGUUGAUCCUGAGUGUCACCGUCGGCCGAGCCAAGAACAAAAAGAGCCACGUGCACCAUGACUUGCCAAACUGGGAGCAACUUCCCACGCUCUACCACUGCCAUGACCUGCCCUACACUCAGACUACGACCCACGACUUCAAGCACGUGGACGACCUCCGCAUCGUCGAGCAGAUACCUCAACACCACGGGGACUUCCACGACAUCCACGGCCUCAUCAGACUCGUGCCCGCCGCCGACCACCAAAACAGCAACCUGAUCCGCGCCACCGUGACAAUCUCCAGCAGCUCCCCAGACCUCCAGCGCUCCGUCACCGUCGCCAGCACAGACACGAGCCUAACCAUCCUGCAAAGCAUCGACACCCCAGAAAACAGCCGCCGCCCCAAGCCCACCCGCCCGCACGACGACGACGACGACGACGACGGCCUGUACGACCACGACCACCCCCACUGCACCUUCAUCGCCAUCACCCUCGCCCUCCCCCCACCACCCCCCACCACCCCCCUUAACACCCUCACCAUCACCGCCAUCCACCUCUCCCUCCUCGACCUGCACCUGCACCACCCCCUCCUCAACCUCACCCUCCUCCGCUCCUCCCUCGACGUCUGA